This is a messenger RNA of Amphibalanus amphitrite, 2830 nucleotides long. RefSeq names its product adhesion G-protein coupled receptor D1-like. Gene Ontology annotation, molecular function: G protein-coupled receptor activity. Gene Ontology annotation, biological process: adenylate cyclase-activating G protein-coupled receptor signaling pathway; cell surface receptor signaling pathway. Gene Ontology annotation, cellular component: membrane. NCBI's taxonomy places the organism in Eukaryota, Metazoa, Arthropoda, Thecostraca, Balanomorpha, Balanidae. The transcript is spliced from 11 exons. The record is from RefSeq and is a predicted model, not a curated record. The coding region runs from base 139 to 1566 and encodes 475 amino acids.
CGCCGGCCGGCCGGGCACGGGGCCAUAGAGCGCGCCCGCCACCUCCAGCCGACGGGACCAGAGCCGGCCGACUCUGCGCCGGCCGCUAUGUGAAGUGGCGGCCCGGCCAACACCGCAACACGCAGAGCAAGCAGAAGGAUGCGCGCUCUCGGGCUGGCUGGCACUCUGUUGGUCAUCUCCGCAGCUCUCAUUAUCCAGCCGGCAAUAACCGAAGCCGCCGAAGAUGUGGACGGCGGCUGGACGGUCUGGUCGCUGGGCGGUAACUCGUGUAACGCCACGUGCGGCACCGGAUACUACCGAAAGCUGCGCACGUGCUCCAACCCGAGUCCGCAGGGCGCCGGCCAGCAGUGCCUCAAGCAGGACGGCGUCACCCGGGCCCUACAGGAGAUCUCCAUAGCCGAGUGCAACACUCACCCGUGCGCUAGCGGCGGCUUCUCCGAGUGGGGUAACUGCACGGUGGAAUGCAACAUCGGAAAACAGUUCCGGUAUGCCAUGUGUGGCGGCGAUAUCUGCGCAGAGGGCACCAACCAGUACGUCGUGGAGGAGCGCGAGUGCAACACCUGGAACAAAAGCUCUUGCCCGAAACCCUGCUUAGAGUACGCCAAGAAUUGUCCCGAGUAUGCCAUUUGCGAGGACAAGUCGGACGAGACGCGGCCCAACCCCGUCUGCAAAUGCACCAUGGGUUAUGAAAUGAACAAGGCCAAAACCCACUGCCUGAGGCCGCCGCCCACCACCCCCACCCCGCGGCCCAUCCCCACAUUGGCGCCCGAGGAGAAGACAGUGGCCGUAGUGGUCUCAAAGACCGCCUCCACGGUACUCAUCGUCUUCGUCGGGAUCACGCUGACUCUGUUCUUGCUGCUGCGGAUCAUGUCACCGGACCGGGUGAUCCAGAUGAACAUGGAGAUUGCCAUCAUCUCGGCACACAUCUGCCUCAUGUUCCCGCCCGAAACGGUCCAAGUGGAGAUAUUAUGCAGGAUCAUCUCCAUCCUGAUCCACUUCUUCUUCACGGCUUGCUUCAUGUUCAUGCUGCUAGAGUCUCUCCACAUGUACUCUCUCGUUGCCUACGUGGUCAAAAAGGACGGCCUGUUCACGCGCGUGCAGAACACCCUGAUCGGCUGGGGCCUCUCGGCGUUCAUCGUUCUCGUGACGAUGAGUUUCGAGUACGAUAACUACGGCGGCGUCUACCACUGCUGGCUGCAGAUGGACAAGCCGCUCUGUACCGGACAGUACAUCCCCAUCAUCGCCAUUAUGAUCAUCACAUUCACGCUGAUCGAGGCGGCCGGCGCAGCCGACUACGCGCCGCUCAAAGAGGUGGACAAGUCUCAGCGUCUGUCGGCGCGCAUCUCCCAGCGGUCCAACCUGAUCAUCAUGCCGCUAGUGUUCGCCUCCUUCGUCAUCGGCAUGCUGAGCGAGUACGAGCAGGACCUGGCGCUCUACGGCACCUUCUCCGUCCUGAACGGCAUCGUCGGCGGCGUCAUCUUCUUCUUUCACUGCACCGGCAACCAGCAGGUGCGGGCCAAGAUGGUGCGCUGCUGCCAGAUGCUGAAGCGUCGCCGCCGCCGCUGAGCGCGCCCGCUGCACGAGCAGGCUGUGCCCAGAGACAUCAGCCAGGCCGCAGAGCCUGAGGUGCCGGUGGGCGCGGCCCGCCGGCCGCCUCCUCCCGACAGGGACGGGAGCGGAGCGGCGCGAGCGGGCCCGGCUGCCCACAGCGCGCCCAGAGGCGGCGCGCCCGGCCGCCGGUACGGACCCCUGCUGCGGGUGCCGCGCCGCGGCACCAACAGCAGGGGUCCUGCCGUCCGUGUGAAGCCUAUGUUCCAGGUGUAGAGAAGCCUGGUGACGCCGGCGCGCGGCGGGCGCCGGCCGCGUCCGCCGCCGCGCCGCAGACCCUCCGUCGCAGUCGCACCGCUUCAGGGCGCGUCCCUCACCGUCUCUCAGAUCGGUGUCGUGUUUGUGUUGGCCGGCAGUCGGCGGUGGGUCGGCUCGCGGACCGAGUCGCCGGCGAGGCCGCUGCGCCCCGCGCCGGCCGCCGUGUCCCGCCCGGCGGUCCGCGCGCCCCCUGCCCAGCUCAGCCCGUCCGGUGCGCGGUCCGCCGGCCGGGACGCCCCGCGGCGCCGCCGCCGCCCCGUGUGCCGUGCCGAGUGCGUGUGUUUUCUGGCGGCACGGCGCCGCCGGACCGGCCACCUCCGCCGGUGGCAGCAGCGGGGGCCAUCCCGCCACAGAGGCGUUUCCACACACCGGCGGAGUCGGCCCGUCCCCCGGCCGCGCGCGGGGCCACCAGCCGGCCAGACACCGGCGGCCGCACUGCGGGCCGACCCGCCCGUCCUCCCGCCGGGCCCAGCUCAAAACGAUGUGAAUUCUCGCCCCCCGUCCGGCGUCAGCGUUCCUUCCGUUCCACGCCGCGGGCCGCCUCUGCAGCUGUCGUCUGUCCUGUCUCUCUCCGCUCGAUUUCGACUCUCCUUUCGUCUAUCCUCACCUGUCCUAUCGGCACCGCCGGCGGUCUGCGAGGCACGUGUACAUCCCCAGACCUGAACAAAUAUCGGCGACCGCCGGCCGCGCCUGUCCCGCGCGGACCCGACCCGGCCCGAGCCGCCGUCCCGGCUGCAUAUAUGAGACUGGGUUGCCAAGCCGUACCACCCCGAGAGGGGGACGGCGGCGGGCGGGGUCCAUCCUCACCCUCCACACCUCAGUUUCCGGCGGUCCGCGGCAGCGUUCAGCAAACUCAUGUGCGUCCCAUGAUAGAUAAUUGCGACGUUUUCUCCCUCAUUUGUGAAUAAAUAUUUGGUUGGAAGAUGCCGUGUAAACUCGUUCACUAAUAAAGAAAACCCUGAUA